Molecule: messenger RNA, 1011 nt
Organism: Dioszegia hungarica
Lineage: Eukaryota; Fungi; Basidiomycota; Tremellomycetes; Tremellales; Bulleribasidiaceae
Product: mitochondrial carrier domain-containing protein
Exons: 6
Coding region: 1-1011 (336 amino acids)
Biological process (GO): fumarate transport; transmembrane transport; succinate transport
Source: RefSeq, a predicted model, not a curated record
AUGUCCACAUCCACCAGUAAACCAUACGGCGGCGGCCGCACAGGCGACAUGGUCAAGCCCAACGCCAAGGGAGGCAAGGAGAAGGUCCCCUUGAGCACCCAUCUCAUCGCUGGUGGUGUAGCCGGUCUCGCCGAGGCCUUGGUGUGCCAUCCGCUCGACACCAUCAAGGUCCGGAUGCAGCUGUCAAAAUCCCGAAAGGCACGAGGCUUGAAACCGCUUGGAUUCUUUGCCACGGGAAGGCAGAUUGCGGCGAGAGAAACACCGCUGGGCUUAUACAAGGGGCUGGGAGCGGUCGUCAGUGGAAUAGUGCCAAAGAUGGCCAUCCGAUUCGCUUCAUUUGAGAAGUACCGAGGUCUGCUCAUGGACGCGGAAGGCAAGGUCUCCAGCAAAGGGACUUUCCUUGCUGGGCUAGGGGCAGGUGCUACAGAGGCGGUUGCGGUGGUGACGCCAAUGGAGGUGAUCAAGAUCAGAUUACAAGCGCAACAACAUUCCCUGGCGGACCCACUUGACGUCCCGCGGUAUCGCAACGCUGCACAAGCUGCAUUCACCAUUGUCCGCGAGGAAGGUCUGGCAACUCUGUAUAGAGGGGUCACACUGACCGCUCUUCGACAAGCCACAAAUCAAGGUGUCAACUUUACCGCCUACCAGCAAUUCAAAAAGCUCGCUUUGGAUGCGCAGCCCACCUUGACCGACCUCCCCUCCUACCAGACCAUGGUCCUCGGCUUGAUCUCCGGUGCGAUGGGCCCUUUCUCCAAUGCACCGAUCGACACCAUCAAGACAAGGAUCCAGAAAGCUGCAAAGGAACCUGGCGAGACAGCCCUGUCCCGGUUCGUCAAGGUGUCGAGCGACAUGUUCAAGAAUGAGGGCAUGGCGGCGUUUUACAAGGGGAUUACACCGCGGGUAUUGAGGGUCGCGCCUGGACAGGCCAUCGUGUUCACUGUGUAUGAGCGGGUCAAGUUGGCAAUUGAUCAGGCGAAAGAGUCCGUCCUGGGCGAGGACUACGAGGCGUAG